Molecule: messenger RNA, 1042 nt
Organism: Xiphias gladius (swordfish)
Lineage: Eukaryota; Metazoa; Chordata; Actinopteri; Istiophoriformes; Xiphiidae
Gene: ppifb
Product: peptidylprolyl isomerase Fb
Exons: 6
Coding region: 118-699 (193 amino acids)
Biological process (GO): regulation of mitochondrial membrane permeability involved in programmed necrotic cell death; cellular response to hydrogen peroxide; protein peptidyl-prolyl isomerization
Cellular component (GO): mitochondrion
Molecular function (GO): peptidyl-prolyl cis-trans isomerase activity
Source: RefSeq, a predicted model, not a curated record
GAAGGUGUAUUUCCGGUUGCAUAAGAUAAACUUCCUCGUUUGCCAUAUGUAAGCGUGACUUUUAGCUCCUUGCUGACCCCGGUGGAACAACUGAGCUUCUCCAGCUUUGAAAAAAAAAUGUUAGUUUUAUCGAACAGGGUAAAGUUAUGUUCUCUGGCGUUCACCGUCGCACGCAUGUGCAGCAGCGGCCCUGCAGCCGCUAACAAGAACCCGACCGUUUACUUUGACAUUGCUGCAGACAACCAGCCUCUCGGCAGAGUAACCUUUGAGCUCAGCGCCGACGUUGUGCCAAAAACGGCAGAAAACUUCAGGGCGCUGUGCACAGGCGAAAAUGGUUUUGGUUACAAGGGAUCGACUUUCCACAGGGUGAUCCCUCAGUUCAUGUGCCAGGGUGGCGAUUUCACAAACCACAAUGGAACUGGAGGGAAGUCUAUUUAUGGAUGGAAGUUUCCUGAUGAGAACUUCAAACUGAAGCAUACUGGACCUGGGAUCUUGUCCAUGGCCAAUGCUGGACCCAACACCAACGGAUCCCAGUUCUUCAUCUGCACCACUAAAACAGAAUGGCUGGAUGGUAGGCAUGUUGUCUUUGGCAGCGUGAAGGAGGGAAUGGAUGUGGUCAAGAAAGUGGAGUCUUUCGGUUCACGGUCUGGGCGAACCUCCAAGAGGAUCACUAUCACAGACUGUGGAGAGCUCAAGUAGACUCCAUGAGUGCAGUGGACACAGUCCUCGUCUCAUCUCCUGCUGUAUUUUCAAUGUGAAAGUCUAAGUGAAAGAGGCUCUUUCUUCAGUCAUGGAACAGUGCGCCCUACCUUUCUUUUCCAACAAUAGAUAAUCUCCAGAGUCACGCUCAGUUUUUCUGUUUUUACUUGAAUUAUGUAGCAAUUAAGGCACUAACCUGUGCCAUGCUAUAAAAUGUGAACUUGUAUCAUGCGACGUUCUGUCGUAUUUGAAAGAGAUCUAUUAAUUCAUUAACAUUCAUUUAAACUGGCUUGGAAAGGGGCAGUUAUUUGCAAAAAAUAAAAGCAAUUUUUUUCUAAAUAUA